AUGGAGAUCGAAGCAAAGACAACUGCUGCUGCUGCACCCCCCCUCGAAGACACUGGGGGCCCCUCAGCUCCAGCACAAAGGGUAAAGGGCCCUAAGCCGUCCCUUUCGUGGGGCCCCCUAGGGGGCCCCCCUGGGGGCCCCCCAGGGGACCCAACGGGGGACCAAACAGGGGGCCCCCCUGGGGCCUCCGUGGAGGCCCCACCUGCUGCUUCAAUGGAGGCCCCCCAGGGGGAUUCAAUGAGGGGGGCCCCCCAGGGGGGUUCAGUAAGGGGGGCCCCCCAGGGAGGUUCAAUGGGGGGCCCCCCGGGGGCCCCUAAAGGGGGCCCCGUCGGUGCAGGUGAAGGGUGGAGUAGCUCUGCAGGGGUCCCCCCAGUGACUUUGAUAGCGAAAGAUUUUUGCUAUGCAAUUCGUAAGAGAGGGCCUUUACCCUGCAAGCGUUUGUGCUGCAGCAGCAGCAACAACAACAGCAGCAGCGGCAGCAGCAGCAAAGCCACAGCCGCACAGAUGGAGGAAGGCGAGACUCCCGGGUCAAACACGGGGGCCCCAGCAACUCAAACCUCUAGCAGCAGCAGCAGCAGCAGCGGUAGCAGCAGCAGCAGCAGCACAGAACUCAAUAUGAUUCUUAAAGAUAUUAAUAUCUGCAGCGCAGAUUCUGCUGCUUCCUGUCCUGCUGCUACACGAAUGUGGAUCGUCUCCCUCUCUGCAUAG
This is a messenger RNA of Eimeria acervulina, 708 nucleotides long. RefSeq lists its product as hypothetical. The record is from RefSeq and is a predicted model, not a curated record. The coding region runs from base 1 to 708 and encodes 235 amino acids. The transcript is spliced from 2 exons. Lineage: Eukaryota; Apicomplexa; Conoidasida; Eucoccidiorida; Eimeriidae.